Messenger RNA from Daphnia magna, 2296 nucleotides. Its product is annotated as ionotropic receptor 93a. The transcript has 10 exons. The record is from RefSeq and is a predicted model, not a curated record. Gene Ontology annotation, molecular function: ligand-gated monoatomic ion channel activity. The coding region runs from base 572 to 2020 and encodes 482 amino acids. NCBI's taxonomy places the organism in Eukaryota, Metazoa, Arthropoda, Branchiopoda, Diplostraca, Daphniidae. Gene Ontology annotation, cellular component: membrane.
CAUGGCGGAACCACAUGCCGUCACUAAAAAAAAGGUUUCAUGUCAGAAAUUGUACUUUAAGUUAACACAGAGGUCGGAAAGAAUCUGAUCCGUGAUCGGUUUAAUGAUGACUGCAUUUAUCUAGACAAAAUAUUCUUAGAGCUGUAGGUUAUCUGAAAGUUGUGAAAAAUAUAUGAAAAAUAUUUCCAACUAUGUGGAAGACGAGAACUCCACAUGAAUGUGUGGUUACAGGCUGUAAGUCGAGUCAAAUCAUAGGCCUUGGGUUCAUGCAUAGAAACCUGCCAUAUUCACUUGGGUGAUUUUUCAUUCUUUUAUGCUUUUCCUGAACAUAUUGAUUGUUCCAUUCUAGAUGAAAAAAGAGCAUGUUGCUAAGAUAUUCAUUUACAUUGUCUGUAUGCACAACUGGUGCCCAGCAACUACUGCCACCAAGGGUUGACAAAGUCUGCAAAGUUUUGAUGGAGAGACGUCAACUGGAUUGCAUAUGCACAAUGGAAAAUCUUGAAGGAUUGCAUGAAAUUGAAAGAAGAUGUUGAUUCUAAAAUAGCAUGUCUACAUAAGACAAUUGAUAUUCAUGGAAUUUUUGGUAGAAAGGGUUUUGGACGCUGCCAGGGCGCAUGCAUUUCCGAGGGCUUUCGCAAUGAAACUAACGCGGAUGCAGCUCGUAGCUUUCAUACGAAUUGUUCACCUAUCGUCCGCCUUACUGGAGCCCGCCAUGCCAUCAUCGCCAAACGAUGGGUCGUCACACAAGAAAAAGCCUUAUCUUCGAAUUGCACAAUUUGAGUAUACCGGUGCUGUAUUGUUCCAAAGGAGAAUUGCUGGCCGCGAGUCCAGCCCGUUUGGUAUUUUCCCGUUGAUACUCGACUGGCUCUCACAUCGAUACAAGUUUGAUUACACGAUUUCCAUGGGCGAAAAUGUGUCCAACAUAGUGGAAGGCGGAAGUCUUGAUCAACCUAGGGCCGUCUUCUAUAUACUAAGUGGGGCACGUGACGUCAUUACGGCUGUGGUAGAGCCACUCGGUCCACCCAGUCGCCUGGUGGAUUUUAUCCACCCGUUUUCGUAUUCAAAGUUGUCUUUCAUGAUACCGAUGCCGGGAGAAACACAAACUAACGUCGACGCCGUCAUCAAACCCUUUCACUUUUGGGUAUGGAUAACGCUUGCCUUAGCAGCCGGAGCAGUUCUAGUCGUCUUGCGUUGCCUUAAUCUUUUGCGGAUAACGAGACGCAGCAGCCCGGCGGAGGAAAAGAAGACGUUCUGUUCGAACAUUCCCAUGUACUUAUUGGCCACGCUGUUAAACCAAGGUGGAUACUUACCAUGCACCCUGACGUCGAUGCGAAUGGUAAUAGGGGCUUGGUGUCUGCUGACACUAGUGCUCGUCAACAGCUAUAAUAGCACCCUCAUCUCGUACGUGACAGCCACGCGCCGUGCCAAGCCACUCGUAAAUUCAGUCGAAGAGCUUGUCCAGGAUUCCAAUGUCCAUCCCGUUGUUGACAGAGGCCAAGGCCCCGAAAGCCUUUUUUUGACUGCUCAUUCUGGAUUGUUCAAGGCGCUUGGCGACAAGUUACGAGCCUAUCCGCAUUCCAGGUGUAACUCGACGAAGCAAUGCAUUGAUGCAGUGAAGUCGUACCCACCCCAGCAUGUCUACUUGAACGCUCAGCAGGCAAUACAAAGUGUGCUUCAAGUAGAAUACCGCAAUUCGAGAGAGUGCAAACUGGUCAUGGGCGUUGAUCUACAAAGAGACUUUGCCCUUGUCUGGGCCCUUGCCAAGGGAAGUCCAUACUUGGAGGAAUUCAAACGGGGGACGUUGGUGCUCCAUGAAUUGGGGCUGAUAUUGUCAUGGGAGAGACGAUUCAAGCCUGAUACUCGGCCUUGCUUAAGCCAAAAUGGCGACUACAAGAUCGUCAAAAACACCAAUAUUCGGCCCGUACGACUAACAUUGUCCAAUUUGACGGGCGCAUUUGCCGUUCUGGCCAUCGGUUGCUUAAUUUCCCUGUUGGCUUUUCUGACGGAAAAGAUAGUUUAACCUUUUGGGUGGCAAUUGACGACCACUUUUUAUGAUUUAUGCAUGCACUUUGGACGAAUUGAUGAGUCUUUAUCAUUACCCUCUUCUCCGUGAAAUUUGGAAUGAGACAUCUAAACUGACAAAAUCUGUGGCUUUGAGGUAUAAACUGUAUUUAAGAUAUCCAUAGCCAAACAGAAAAAUAGCAGCUGAGUUUGAUUUCGCACCUUUGCUGGUGUAUGCACAGCUUGAUUAGCAUUCCUAGAAUGGCAGUAUGCUACCUAAAUUGUCGUAGUACAG